Molecule: messenger RNA, 756 nt
Organism: Dreissena polymorpha
Lineage: Eukaryota; Metazoa; Mollusca; Bivalvia; Myida; Dreissenidae
Exons: 3
Coding region: 1-756 (251 amino acids)
Biological process (GO): adenylate cyclase-activating G protein-coupled receptor signaling pathway
Cellular component (GO): plasma membrane
Molecular function (GO): G protein-coupled receptor activity
Source: RefSeq, a predicted model, not a curated record
AUGGCUAUGUGUGAUGGACUGUUCAAUAUGUCCCACUUUACUGACCACAUGCACACAUUGAUUACAAGAAGCCAUGUGUUACCCAGAGGUCUGUGUAAAUUCUAUGCAUUCAUGUUAGCAGAAUUUACCACUGCACAGUAUCUGCUGGUGAACAUUAUUGCGAUAAAUGCUUUUGUCAUAAUGAGAACGGACAUAAAAAUGCAGUUUGGUACGAGAGACUGGCGUCUCCUGUUGUGGACAUUCGGCGCUCCGUUUGUCGGUGCAACAAUAACUGCAGGCCUUGACCAGUUUGGACCAACCGGAUCAAUCUGUUACUUUGAUGCAGUGAAAGGAGGUACAGCCCAGAUGUGGUUCACCACUGUGCCUGUAAUUCUACUCUUUUCUACUAACGUCGUUCUCUACUUUCUGACAUGGCUCAAAAUACGUCAUCAGACAGAAAUAAUAAUGCAAUCACUUGGAAACCAGUGCACUUCUAAAAAGGCCAGUAUACGUGCGGCCCAGGCCAUGUUGCUGUUUUUGGUGGCCUUCUUCAUCCAGUGGGGGGCUUUGAGCCUCUUUGGACUAUGGAACUUAAUCACGGCAGAUCCAUCAAAGGUCCCAGAGCCAUUAUAUUACAUUGUUGUCAUACUUUCAAAUAUGGGAGGUGUCCUAAACCUCGGUGUUUACUUUAUUAUACGUCGCCGACAGCGUGGGACGGGAAAGUCCGACGAAAAGAUCAACACUUCUGACACCAAACCUUCUACCUCGCGGUUGUAG